CCCUGAUUUUCCAGGGAGUGUUCCCCCUUUUCAGUGAUGGAGGUAUUGCAGUGUGAUGGCUGUGACUUCCGCGCUGAGUCAUAUGAUGAGCUGAAGACCCACAUUCAGGAAGUACAUACCGCAUUCCUGCAGCCUGCAGAUGCAGAUGAGUCUGACUCUUCAAAAGACGAAGUUGAAGAUGAGGAGGAAGAAGAGGAAAAUGAUGAAGUGGAUGACAAAGAUUAUACACCUCCUAAAGCUGGAAUUAGCCCUAAUUCAACUGAGAAUUCCAACCAAGUAUCACAAAAGCAGGCCGGCGAAUCCCAUCUGCCUUUUUACCAGUGUAAAUUCUGUGUCCGUUACUUCAGAUCAAAGUCGUUCUUAAGAAACCACACCAGAAAGGUGCAUAAUGUCAUAGAGGAUGAUUCUGAUGCAAGCGUCUCCUCAGAGUCUGCGAAGGAGCCUGGCUAUGUCAUUACAAUGCACAAUGACCAUUCAAAAGUCUAUUCCUGCCAGUAUUGCACAUACAAGUCUCCACGCAAAGCAAGGAUAAUGAAACAUCAACUUAUGUAUCAUAAUAAAGGUCCAUCAGAGAACACUGGCAAAGCUUUGGAACGUGCCGAGACUGGAACGGCAUCUGACACAACCAGUGGACCCCCCAAGGGGACAUUUGCCUGUGAAUGGUGUGACUACCAGACCGACCAGAAAGACAGCUGGACUUGUCAUGUGGUGAAGGAACACAGUGACAAGGUUAAGAUAGUUUCCUGUGAUAAGGAAGAAGAGAAAAGGUUAACACCACCCAAGACAGAUUCUCCAUCCUCUUCUCAAAGCCCGCCUAAAUCAAAAAGUAGCUUUAGUGACAUGCGUGGAAAGGACGAACUGGUAGCCCCAACACCGGAAGGCACACCGGGGAAGUCGGUUGCCGAUAUCUCAUCUUUUCAAUAUGCACAAAUCAGUACUGCAACUCCUAACAGCACAGGCUCCUCCAUUUUAUCCAGGAGGUUUUCUUUGUCUGAUGUCUCCAACAAUGUCAUAGAUGUGGAUUCCAACUUGGUUAAUGAAGAAGAUUCUAGGAGCAGCUUGGAGGAGGAUGACGAUGAAGAGUUGGGUGAUAUUGAUGAUCCUAGCUACACUGGGACUCUGUCAGCUGAUGUAAAGCAACUCUUAAGUGCUGAGGAUAAUAAAUUACUGGAGACAAAAGGAAUACCAUUUAGAAAAUACAUGAAUCGAUUUCAGUGCCCUUUCUGCUCGUUCCUCACGAUGCACCGGCGGAGCAUCUCUCGGCACAUUGAAAAUAUUCACCUUUCUGGCAAAGCUACUGUAUAUAAAUGUGACAAAUGCCCAUUUAUUUGUACCAGCACUCACAAACUUACCGCACACAAGCAAGCCCAUAAUUCACAAGACUUGGAAACUUUGGACUUAACAAAUGAUAGUCCAGAUCCUCAGAAUGACGGUAGUUCAGAGCCAGUUAAUGGGGGUAGCGUGAGCUCCAGAGUCAACGGGAAAAGGAAUGCAAGCACACUGAAUGAACAGCAGUACCCUCACCGAUGCACUCUCUGCACUUUCUCCACUACUACUCUGAAAGGUUUGAGGGUUCACCAGCAGCAUAAACACUCCUACUGUGAUGACCUAGAUCCCACUGUCUUUGAAGCCCAGCUUAAUGACCAGGCAGAGUCUGAGGUGGACACUUCUCCAAUCUUUCUACAGAAAACUCAGACCUCCAUUUUAGGACUUGCCACAAAAAAGCCACUAGUAACAGUGAAAAGAGCCAGGAAGUCUAUUAAUGACUUGCCUUUGGAUUUGUCCUCUGUGAAGAAGAGAACAAGAAUUGAUGAAAUUGCUAGUAACCUUCAAAGUAAGAUAAGCCAAAGCCAACAGGAUAUGAUAAUAAAUUUGGAUGAUAUCGAUGAUGACGACAUUGGAGAAAGUGCUCCAAAUUCUGAUAAAGAAGGAAGGAAUCAUGACAUUACAAGCCCUGUGUUUGCUUACAACACACAACAGUUUCAUGAUGGAGGCAGAAUUGGAAAAAGAAAGAGCAACCCUAAAUCAAAACUGAAGAGCAUUCCUAUAUCAUUGACUCUCUCAGAUGACAGUGAAAAUGUCUCUAAUGACCUCAGUGAUGGUAGGGACAUUACCCAAGACAAUGCAGAAUAUGCAGAUGAUUCUGGAGCAUCACGUUUCUAUUGCAAACACUGUGAUUACCACAAUAAGUCAGCCCGUAGUGUCAGCACCCAUUAUCAGAGAAUGCACCCUUACAUCAAGUUCAGCUUUAAGUACAUCCUGGACCCCGAGGACCAGAGUGCUGUCUUCCGGUGCUUAGAAUGCUACAUCGAAUACACAAGUUACAAUGAUUUACACCAACAUUACAUGGAUCACCAUCCUGAGGCAAGCAACGUGCUCAACUUCAACCAACCAAACCUGAUUUACAUGUGUCGCUUUUGUUCAUAUACAAGCCCCAAUGUAAGGAGCCUAAUGCCCCACUACCAAAGAAUGCACCCUACAGUAAAAAUCAACAAUGCCAUGAUCUUUUCGAGCUAUGUAGUGGAGCAAGCCCACAAGACGGCUGAAUCACAAACACUGAGGGAAAUAUUAAACUCGGGUCCCAAGAGUUUCAAUUCUGCAACAUCCACUCCAAGGUCUACCUCCAGUCCAGUGAUGAAAACAGCCUCCAAGACCCCUGAAGCUGCCACUGAGAGUGACACUUUGAAAGACGCUGUGGGUGGAAAUGUUGUUUUAUAUGACUGCGAUAUAUGUUCAUUUGCUAGCUCAAACAUGCAUUCUGUUUUGGUCCACUAUCAGAAGAAACACCCAGAGCAAAAGGCAUCUUAUUUCCGUAUACAGAAAACCAUGAAGGUCAUCUCAGUAGAGCAAUCACCACCUGUUAGCAACUCCUUUAACCUCAGCAUGGCUACACCCCCAAAACCAUCAAGCACAUCACUACUUGGAUCUGCUGAAGAGACAUUCUACUGUAAACAUUGUGUGUACAGCAACAGAUCUGUUGUUGGUGUGUUAGUCCACUAUCAAAAAAGACAUCCAGAGGUUAAAGUGACAGCGAAAUAUAUCAAGCAUGGUGCUCCGACCCCUGGAUUGAUGAAAUUAAUGGAAGAAUUGCAGAUCGCAGCUCCAAGACAGUUUUUGAAACAGUUUCAAAAUAACGGUCACGAUGGAACAAGCAACUCCAGCCCAAAACCUGGAAGCGGUAAUAAAGCUGAGGAUGAGUUAUUUUUUUGUCAGCACUGUGAUUAUGGCAACCGCACUGUAAAAGGCGUUCUUAUUCAUUAUCAGAAAAAACACCGGGACACCAAAGCCAAUGCUGAGUUGGUACGUCGCCAUACUGCAAUUGUCCGGAGUCAGCGUGAGCGCGCACAGAUGGUUCAGUCGAGCGGCAUCUCUUCUGCAAUACCAGCUCCUUCAGAGUCUGAAAAUGCUAGGCCACUACGUACCCUGAGGUGCAAACACUGUACUUAUACAUCUCCCUAUGUCUAUGCCCUCAAGAAGCAUCUGAAGAAAGAGCACCCCACCGUGAAAGCUACAGCCAUGACCAUUCUACACUGGGCUUACCAAGAUGGUAUUCUGGAGGCUGGCUAUCAUUGUGAGUGGUGCAUUUACUCGCAUGCUGAACCCCAAGGUUUGUUACUCCAUUACCAAAGACGUCAUCCAGAGCACAAUGUUGAUUACGCAUAUAUGGCAAGCAAGCUGUGGGCUGGGCCAGAUACUACACAACAAGGUAGCAAUUUGGAAGCUAAACAUUACAAAUGCAGAGACUGUGCAUUUGAGGCCUGCACAAUAUGGGAUAUUACCAGCCACUAUCAAGCAGUUCAUCCAUGGGCCAUUAAAGGUGAUGAAUCUGUACUUCUGGAUAUUAUCAAAGGAAAUGACUCAACUGAAAAGGUGCACCAUCCACUUCCCAAAGAGCAUGUGACUUUCAAUUCCCUGUCUGCAGAAGAUGAUGGCGUACUUGUCAUUGAUACCCCACCUCGAGAAAUCAGCCUUCAUCCUUCGCACCCACGUCUUUCCAUUUCCAAUAAUCCUUAUCAGUGUACUGUAUGCCUAUCCGAGUACAACAGUCUCCAUGGCCUCCUUACUCACUAUGGGAAGAAGCACCCAGGCAUGAAAGUGAAGGCGGCAGAUUUUGCACAGGAAGCAGACAUAAACCCCAGCUCUGUUUAUAAAUGCCGCCAUUGUCCGUAUGUUAACUCUCGUAUUCAUGGUGUCUUAACUCACUAUCAGAAAAGGCACCCGUUGGUGAAAGUCACUGCGGAAGACUUUGCAGAUGAUAUAGAACAAAUCACUGACUUAAAUGAAGGCGAUGACAAAUGCAAAACCCAGAGACAGGGCUAUGGCGCAUACAGAUGUAAAAUGUGCCCAUAUACACACGGGACGCUGGAGAAGCUCAAAAUCCAUUAUGAGAAAUAUCACAAUCAGUCAGCCUCUGAUAUGUUUUCUCCGUCUCUGACAAAUUUCUGCUGUAGUAAAGAAACCGAGCCGGUAGCUGAGUGUAGUGCCAGUAAUAUAUCGAGCACAGCAAAAGUCCAAGAGGUCAGUGAAUUGGACCUUGCUCUUUCCCAGUUACCCAUGAACAAGACUGAGAAACAUGCUGUCUUCAAGUGUCAGCUCUGCAAAUAUUUCUGUUCCACCAGGAAAGGCAUCGCCCGCCACUACCGCAUCAAGCACAAUAACGUUCGUGCUCAGCCAGAGGGUAAAAACAAUGUCUUCAAAUGCGCUCUGUGUUCAUACACAAACCCGAUACGGAAAGGAUUGGCAGCACAUUACCAGAAGCGCCACGAUAUCGAUGCCUAUUACACCCAUUGUCUGGCUGCUUCCAAGACGGUGACUGAAAAGCCUAAUAAAGUGAUGGUGCCCCUAUCAUCUGAAGGGGACAACUCAGAAAUGAGUGAAGAGCUACGUUUGGCGAUAGAUAGGCGACGAUGUUCUCUUUGCUCCUUCCAUGCCUUCAGCAGAAAGAGCAUUGUUUCACACUACAUUAAACGCCACCCAGGUGUCUUCCCUAAGAAGCAGCACGCUAGCAAGCUUGGCCGCUACUUCACUGUUAUUUAUGCCAAAGAACCUGCCAGCGGGACAACGGACGAAGGCAAAGAAGGGCUUGAGGCUGACUUUGAAUCUGAGCAGGACCAAGACGAUGACUGGCUGCCAUUUAAGUGUCAAAAAUGCUUCCGGUUGUCCUUCAGCACAGUUGAACUGCUCUUUAUGCACUACAAUGACCACCACAGUAAUGACUUGAAGAGGGACUUUGUGGUAUCUCCAAGUCCUGGAGAUGAGGACUCUGAGAUCUACCAGUGCUCUCACUGCGAGCUAAAGUUCCUGGCUCUCCCAGUUCUAGCCAAGCAUCUCAUGAAUCAUAAUGAGGAGUUUCAGAAGAGGGCCAUGAGGCAAGAGAGGAGGAGGCAACUCAUCAGCAGACACAAACCUUCAGAGCUACCUGGGACAAAAAGUGACAAGGAAACCGGUAUAAGUAAAGCCCCCCUGGGAUUCAGAUGCAACUUCUGCGUUGAGGUGCACUCCACACUCAGAGCCAUCUGCAACCACCUUAGGAAGCAUGUCCAAUAUGGAGAAGUCAAAGAGGGGCAUGUUAAGCAGGAGGCUAGCGAGCUCCCUCUGACUGUCCCUUCAGAGAACCUAGCAAACGGUGAAGUUGAAGGGGAUGAAGAAGUAGCUGAAGCUGACGGCCUCGAGGGAUCACCGAGUGCGGCGCUGGGAUCUCCCUUGGUAUCCACAGACACCGGAGAGGAUACGGUUGCCGAGGAGCCUCUUGAGCCACAAACUGAUGCCGUUGAAGGGAAAGCAGCAGCCCUAGUGGCUGCGGCGAGGGCCUCCGUUUCAGAGGGACAGCUGAAGCAGCGCUUAGCAACAGGGGGGCAUCCAUGUGCACAAUGCGACCGUGUCUUCAUGUCCAUGCAGGGACUAAGGUCCCACGAGAGGAGCCACACAGCAAUGGCACUGUUCACCAAAGAGGACAAAUACAGCUGCCAGUACUGCCAGUUUGUGUCACCUUUCAGACACAAUCUAGACAGACAUGUGCAGUCUCACCACGGUCACCACAAGCCCUUUAAGUGCAAGUUCUGCCCCUUUAAAUCUUCCUACGUGAGUCGCUUGAAGAGCCACCUGUACAAGACGCAUACAGGUGAGCACACAUACAAGUGCGUGUCGUGUCCAUUCUCCUCUAUGACCAUCAGCCAGCUGAAGGAGCACUCGCUGAGGGUCCACGGUGAGGCCCUGACGCUGCCCAAAAUCCGGGCUUCUACCCAGGCUGCCCACGCCACCAUGAAACCCUCCAAGCCUACCGCAAGCCCUGAGGAGACUCCCACAAUUCCAGAUGAACCAGAACCAUCAUACCUGGAGCCCCCGGAUGUUCGUCAGCAGCUUAGUCAUUACCAGCUGGCCUCUCGCAGUCAGAUGUCUUCAAGCUUAACACCUGGUAGCUCGACAAUUUCUGACAGUCGACCAGAUGGUAUUCUCACUUGUGAGUUCUGUGAUUUCAGCUCUGGAUAUAUGCAGAGCCUACGCCGGCACUACAGGGACCGCCACGGAGGCAAAAAGCUCUUCAAGUGCAAAGACUGCUCUUUUUUCACCUGGUAUAAGAAUAACUUCAGCAUACACGUGGAGGCAGGUCACAACAGCAGUGCACCUGAUGAUUCCUUGAAAGACAUGCGCUGUCCUCUCUGCCUCUACCACACCAAACACAAGAGCAAUAUGAUCGACCACAUUGUCCUGCACAAAGAGGAGCGUGUGGCUCCGCUGGAGGUGAGCCGCUCCAAGCUGUCACGCCACCUUCAGGGCCUUGUGUUCCGUUGCUACAAAUGUACCUUCACGUGCUCCAAUGACCAGGCCCUGCAGAUGCACCUCCAAAAGCACGAUGAGAUCAAACCGUAUCAGUGUCAGCUGUGCUAUUAUGACAGCAACCGACAGAGCCUGCUGGAGGAGCAUCUCCGUGUUGAGCACAAGGUCAUCCGCAACUUUGAGCUGAUGGGCCGGGUCAACCUGGACCAGCUGGAGAUGAUGGAGCAAGGGAGCAGCGAAGAGGAGGAAGAAGAGACAGAGAUGAGUGAGGUGGUGGUGGAUGGAAAGAUGGCUCCAGUAGAGGAGGACGACGACGACGACGAAGAAGAGGAGGAAGACGAGGAGGAAGAAGAGGAGGAGGAAAUGGAAACUUUGUUGAAUUUGGCAGAGGAUUCAGCAGAGAUGGAUGUUGAAGAGCUAGAAAAUGACAUCAAAGACGAAGACGUGGAAGACGAACAAGAAGACGAUCAAGAAGAACACAGAGAGGAGACAGAGCCAGAGAAACCUGCCAUACAAGGGGUUCUUGUGUCUCCAUCUGGUAGUAGCAGCAGCAACGGUGGCAGUAAUGUUGCCGGCGGUGUAGAGAAGCGUCUUCCCUGUGAAUUCUGUGGCCGCUGCUUCACCAACAGCUUUGAGUGGGAACGACACGUCCUUCGACAUGGCAUGAUGGUAAGCAACAGCCGGACGGACACCAGCACCAGUUCAGCAAUACAGGCCUCAGCUCCGUCUUCCAGUGGCUCGUCCGUGUUGAUGGACACGGGGUUGGACCUGUCCAACAACAGUACUGAGGAGGAAACCCCCACAGAUGUUUCUCAGAGAAAUCAAAGUGAGCACAUGGAAGUCAAAGAACUGCUCGACACCAAAAACGAUCAACAGUUUGAUUGACGUGACAGUAGCCUCUUGGGACAAUGUGCUCGCAAAAGGUAAUAUUUGGAAGGAUUGGCACUGAGUUGGAUGCAAAAAUAAGACAAUAUCUGGGGAAAGAAAAGAUGGAACCUGUCAGCCUGAAUACAAAGUGACUUCUAAUGAGUUGGUACAUUUUUAGAUCUUAGGUGUUACAUAUAUAUAAGUGUUAGGUUUGCUGCAUAAAACGGUUGAGCUCUUGAAAUGAGUGGUCCCCUAGGACAGAUUUAAUAUAUUGGUAACCAAUAGUGAACAGAACUCUUUAUUUCUGACAUUCUGGUCAAAUCUACAGUGAAAGACCCUGCCUAGAUCAAACUAUUUAUCAACAAUGCUGUCCUAAAUGACGAAUUGGGAGUUGACUUUUAUGCUUUACACAUCCUUUGU
Molecule: messenger RNA, 8064 nt
Organism: Thalassophryne amazonica
Lineage: Eukaryota; Metazoa; Chordata; Actinopteri; Batrachoidiformes; Batrachoididae
Gene: znf462
Product: zinc finger protein 462
Biological process (GO): regulation of gene expression
Cellular component (GO): nucleus
Source: RefSeq, a predicted model, not a curated record